GUUCCCAAAGCUCCUCGGUGCGCUGUCCACUUCAGCACCACAAGCCGAGCAGAGGCAGCGGUAGCUAACCCAGACGAGGAGCGACCGAAGACACGGCUCAACAUCAACACCGGCACCGACACGCAUCCCGAAAUACAGAAAAUACUGAAAAAUACCCACCGAUACCCGCCAGAAAAAAAAGCCCAAAGGGGCGAAGGGGUUAGAGAGAGAAGUUCGGUAAUCAUGUAUGAUGCAGCGAGGGUGCCAUCUCCUAAGGAUGGUGCAAACGGGAUGGCCCAGCCAGGGGUCCCUGGAGCAGGAGCAGGAACAGCUACAGGAUCAGGAGCGCCCACAUCCACUGUAGUCCUACAAGCUAAAACUGAGGAGGGACAGCUAGGUACAGAGGAGGAAGGAGAGCCCAAAGCAGAGCCUGCCCUGGUGAAGAAGCCACACAGAGAGAUUCUGGACCAUGAGAGGAAGAGGAGGGUAGAGCUCAAAUGUAUGGAGCUUCAGGAGAUGAUGGAGGAGCAGGGGUACACAGAAGAAGAGAUUCGACAGAAAGUGAGCACAUUCAGACAAAUGCUGAUGGACAAAGAGGGCGUUAUCACCAGAGGAGGCUCACAUAACCAACCUGUGGUCAACCACCUGCAUUAUCAGCCUGUUGAGUAUGAAGAGGAUCCUGAGUUGGUUGGCUAUGAAGAUGGAGACUAUGACCAUGAUUACCACAGUGACAACAGAGUGAAGAGGAAAUCGAGCAGCUCUCCAUCCCCUCGUCCAAAGAAAAAGAAGAAGAAGAAAUCUGGCCGCCGAAGGAGUCGGUUUGGCAGCUCCUCACCCACACGCAGAGAGAAGAAGAAAAAGAGUGGGAAGAAACACAAGCGAGACAGAUCUGCAUCUGGCUCUGGGAAAAAGAGGAGAUACAGAUCGGGCAGCCCAAAGAACAAACACAAAGACAAGAAUAAACAGAAAAAGAGGUCCCCUGGUGAGACCCCAGGUAGGAGUUCACAGCGUCAAGGCAGCUGCUGUAGCUCCCGCAGCGCCUCCCUGUCGUCCACUCGAAGCACCUCCAAAUCUCCUGCCAGACUGAACUCCAAGCACAAGACAGACAGACAAAAGGUGUCUGGCACCUCGCUUUCCGCGGGCCCCAACAGCCCCGCCUCAUGGCACAACGGGGACCACUCCCAGCGAAGUCGCAACGGCAAGGCCAGCAGACUCAACCACGCCGAGGGCGAGAAAGGGCACGAUAAGCUCCAUCUGCUGACUGCUAGCUCUGCAGGCAUCCAGUCCACUCUGCUGAGAGAGCACAAGCUCCACAGUGCCCCCAGCAGGAGCCAAACAGGACCGAUGUGUGCAGCAGGAGAGGCUAAGAGUGUGGAUGGCAGGAACACGGCUGUAGGGAGCUCCGUAACACAGACGCCAGGGAGGAGAGGGAGCCAGAGAGGCCAGAAUAAGAGCUCCCACUCCCCUGCUCACAGCAGCGACUCAGCCCACUCCCAGCACAAUCACACUCAUAGAGGGAGGAACUCUCGUCACCAGAGAAAGACAAAAGGUGGCCACUCUUCCAAGCGUCACCACCGCUCCAGUCGGGGUCAGGCUCACCAUCGGAGCCCAUCAGUAUCUCCAGGACGACGCUCACACACGUCCGGCAGGAAGAAAGAGGAGUCUCGGAGCAAACCCAACCUCCGACAGCGCAGUAGCUCGUGGAGCAGUGGGCGUUCGUCCUCACACUCUGCAUCCAGAGACAGAGGCCCCAGCAAGGCCAAGUCUCCACACAACAGACAAAACAACUCCAGGGAGAGGGACAGCCCUAACCGCUCUGACACAGACAGCCGAGCUCGUCGCCGCUCGCGCAGCUACUCACCCAUUCGCAAAAGGAGAAGAGAUUCACCCAGCUUCAUGGAAGCUCGCAGGAUCACCAGCGCUCGGAAGCGGCCGAUUCCGUACUACCGGCCCAGUCCUUCCUCGUCCAGCUACGACAGCAGCCCGUCACGGUCCAGCCGCAGCCGUAGCCGCAGCUACAGCAGCUACAGCCGCAGCAGAAGCCACAGCCGGAGCCACAACCGGAGCCACAGCAGGAGCCGGAGCCGGAGCCGGAGCUGGAGUCGGAGCCGCAGCCAGAGCCGAAGCUGGAGCCGCAGCAGGAGUCGCUCCCGGAGUCACCACAGUUACUACAGCCGCAGCAGCUACGACAGCCCCGGCUUCUGA
This is a messenger RNA of Xiphias gladius (swordfish), 2184 nucleotides long. It is a transcript of the gene srrm3, whose product is annotated as serine/arginine repetitive matrix 3. The record is from RefSeq and is a predicted model, not a curated record. Gene Ontology annotation, molecular function: mRNA binding. NCBI's taxonomy places the organism in Eukaryota, Metazoa, Chordata, Actinopteri, Istiophoriformes, Xiphiidae.